CCAAAAACCAAAAUCAAAAAACCCCCAAACACAUACUUUAAACCCAAAAAUCAAUUACAUCUUCAAAUCCCCAAAACUAAUUACACGAUUAAAAACCCUAAAAACACCCAAUUUUUUUUAAUUAGCCCUAAUUCCCACUUUAUCACAUUUCGUCAAGAAGAUGAUGAGGUGGGAAAAACUGGAAAUACAGAAAGGUGGGCCAGGGAAGAGGUGGGGCCACACUUGCAACGCCGUACGCGGUGGUCAACUGCUUUAUAUCUUCGGUGGUUAUGGUGAAGAUAACACGCAGACUAAUAAAGUUCAUGUCUUUGAUACUUCUACAAGGAUUUGGAGUGAACCUGAUAUGCAAGGCACGCUGCCCGUGCCUAGAGAUAGCCACAGUUGCACCACUGUUGGAGAUAAGUUGUUUGUAUUCGGGGGCACAGAUGGAAAUGUACCUCUUAAAGAUUUGCAUAUCCUGGACACCUCUACAAAUACAUGGAUGACACCAUUUGUAAGAGGGGAGGGCCCAGAAGCACGAGAAGGACACAGUGCUGCGGUUAUUGGCAAAAGACUCUUUAUUUUUGGAGGCUGUGGGAAGUCAUCUGGUACCCCUGUUGAGGAAUACUUUGAUGAUUUAUACAUACUAAAUACAGAGACAAUGGUGUGGAAACGAGUGGGAACUACUGGAAUUCCACCUGGAAAACGUAAUAGCCAUACUUGUGUUUCAUGGAAAAACAAAAUUAUUGUGAUCGGUGGUGAAGAUACUCAGAACUAUUAUCUGUCUGACGUCCAGAUGCUUGAUUCAGAUACGCUUACCUGGACAAAAUUGGUAACCAAUGGUGAACUGUUGCCACCUAGAGCUGGUCAUACAACCAUUGCGCUGGGCAAUUACUUGUUUGUCUUUGGAGGUUUUACUGAUGCCGAAGACCUGUAUGAUGACUUAUACAUGUUUGACCUUGAAACUUUUAAGUGGACCAAGGUUGUAACGCUAGGAGUGGGGCCAUCUGCCAGAUUUUCGAUGGCAGGGAGCACUUUACAUCCACAGCAUGGCGGUUCUCUUAUAUUCAUUGGUGGUUGCAAUAAGAGUCUUGAGGCACUUGAUGACAUGUUCUACCUGUACACAGGGCUUGUUAUUGAAAAUGAGCGAGAUGAAAGAAAGCUUGAGAAGUUGUCUUUGAGGAAGCAGUUAAGACUAAAAAGCCAAGAGCAGCAAUCUGGGAAUCCUAUGUAUGAUACUCCAAUGAUCAGCUUGGAGACAUCUCAUAAUAGACCCAUGACCAUUCCAAGUCAUAUGCAGUUUUCAUCGAAUACACCAAAUACCUAUUCACAUGAAUAUCAUAAUGCACAUGGGAAGAGAAUGUUUCAAGCAAAAGUGACUAAAAACAUCACAAAUUGCUAUACGAUCGAGACGGUUAUAGAUGGAAAGCCUCUACGUGGAGUUUUGUUCUCAAACAACAUAGGCUCUAACAAGCCAGCUGCUGAUGAUUUAAGAAGGAAAAGAGUUGCAGUUGAUACUAGAAGUCCUGAACACCAGACUCCAGGCACCACCUCUGCUGCUUCAGACAUGAAGACUCCGGCAGCUUCUAAUGUGUCUCCGUCCCAUGAGGUUUCCGGAGGCAGAAAGUCAUCUUUGGAAUUUAACAGGACGAAUACAUCAACUGCAGCUGAUGAUACUGCCAACUCGAUUCCGAACUAUGAUGGUCAAUCUCAACCCUUGACUGGUGAAGAACAUGGUCUGUUUAGUUCUCCAACACAGCAAGUAUGAUUCUUUUGCAGAAAUUGACCAAAUCUUGUUUAUAAGGUGAUCACUAGAGUUUCUGAAGAGUCAUGAUCAGUAAAUAAACACCGAAGUCCUUAAUCUGCUUGCAGUCUCCGUGUUUGACUUCUCUGGGUUUUUUUAGUCAUUUGAGGCAAAUGGGCAGUGAACUGAACCCUAACCGACGAGGAGGCACGGAUUCGGUAUGCAUCUUAACAUACAAAAAAUGUAGGACGGCAGUCUAGACUUGUAUUUUCUAGCCAAGUCUGUUACCAUAGGUCCCCUAUUUAUCCUGUUACCUAACUAACAGUUGUUAAGUCUUUCUUCAUUGAGCCCAUAUCUUUUGCCUUGGUUCCUUGGCUGUUAUUAAUUUAAUCACCAAAAUCGCUACGGAUAUGAGUUUUUAUUUUCUUCUUCCUGAUGUAAGCAAACGGUGAAUGGUGUUAACAGUUGGUUAUGGAAUAUCUUGAUGCCAUGCCAUUUACUCAUGGAUAUGAAUUUGUGCCUAUAUAUAUAUAUGUAUAUGUAUAUAUAUUACCGAAACAAAAGAAGAUGAGAUGGUAAAUUGCAAUUCUUGACGAAUAUAUUGCAAGUCUGAAGUCACUAAGUACCAAGAAAUGGAAAGGAGGGGGCUUGUUUAUGCCGUAAUCAGGGAUUACAUUGACAUCAAACACCACAUCUUAUAUUCUUGAAUUCAUGUUAUCAUUUGCUAUUACUAUUACCAAAUAGGUAUCCCAAAGAAGAUCCACUACCUGGUGGCGCAUGAACUUUGGUGGAAGCCUGAAAGGUCGAUCCUGCACAUGAUUGAUUAUCAAAAUGGGUAAACACCCAGAAACACAGUACAAACCAACACCACAAAACAUAAAGUGAAACUGAAUAAUAGAUUACCGUCACGAAGUUGCUAGUGUUCUGACCCUCAGCUCGAAAAUAGUUGUUGGUCACUUGGUCUGGCUACCUUUGUCCCUGCAGGCCCGCAGGUGUUUAUUAACUAUAUUUUUAGUGAUGAUUUCUAUUCAAAUUCAAUUGUACUUGUAAAGUUGUUAUACCUUUUGUAAAUUGUUUUGGGCUUGUAGGAUAACAAAUUACAUAUAUGCUCUCAUGUGGUCAAAUUCAUUGUUACCUUGUCAAAAUCAA
Molecule: messenger RNA, 2872 nt
Organism: Erigeron canadensis
Lineage: Eukaryota; Viridiplantae; Streptophyta; Magnoliopsida; Asterales; Asteraceae
Product: rab9 effector protein with kelch motifs
Exons: 12
Coding region: 161-1747 (528 amino acids)
Molecular function (GO): protein binding
Source: RefSeq, a predicted model, not a curated record